Molecule: messenger RNA, 3642 nt
Organism: Conger conger (European conger)
Lineage: Eukaryota; Metazoa; Chordata; Actinopteri; Anguilliformes; Congridae
Gene: ift81
Product: intraflagellar transport 81 homolog
Exons: 19
Coding region: 145-2175 (676 amino acids)
Biological process (GO): intraciliary transport; cilium assembly
Cellular component (GO): intraciliary transport particle B; centrosome; cilium
Molecular function (GO): tubulin binding
Source: RefSeq, a predicted model, not a curated record
CUUAGCAACCGACCUGAUCCACGCUAUCGCUGGUUUCUAAGACAGGAGCAAAUAGAAAACAAGUGCCUGCUUUUCCAUUGUUCAUCAAGCUAGACAGAAUUUUAACCUAGUAAUCAAAAAGGAGAAUCAAUAAUUUAGAUAACGAUGAGCGAGCAAAUUAAGUUUAUAGUGGAGCAGCUCAAUAAAGACCCCUUCAAGAAAAGUUUCAAUCUCAUAACUUUUGACUCCCUGGAGCCCAUGCAACUGCUGCAGAUUCUCAAUGAUGUCCUGGCCGAGAUUGAUCCCAAGCAAGCCAUUGAUAUUCGUGAGGAGAUGCCGGAGCAGACGGCAAAGAGAAUGUUUACUUUAUUAGGAAUGCUUAAGUACCGACCUCCAGGAAACUCUGCUGAAGCGAGCAGUUUUCGACAGGGCCUGGUGACUGGCAGCAAGCCAGUGGUGCACCCUGUCCUACACUGGCUGCUGAUGAGGAUCCCGGAGCUAAAGAAGAGGGCUUACCUGGCCCGCUUCCUCAUGAAGCUGGAGGUGCCUGCAGAGUUCCUGCAGGAUGAGGUUAUCGCUGAUACCUACCAUCAGUAUGAGGAGCUGGUGGAUGGAUUCAAGGGCUAUCACAAGGAAUGUGAACAGCUGAAGAGUUCUGGCUUCUCCACUGCUGAGAUACGAAGGGACAUUGGUGCAAUGGAGGAGGAGAAGGACCAGCUGAUCAAGAGAGUGGAGCGUCUGAAGAAGAGGGUGGAGUCGGUGUCCAACCACCAGCACAUGCUUGAGCUGGCAAGACAACUGCGGGUUGAGAAGGAGAGAGAGGAGUCGCUUGUUCACCAGAAACAGGAACAGAAGAACCAGCUGUUCCAGGCAGAGCAGAGGCUGCAGAGAUCGCAGCUACAGCUGAAGGACCUGCGACAGGCAGCAGCAGAUGCCAAACCGGAGAGCUUAAUGAAGAGGCUGGAGGAGGAGAUCAAGUUCAACUCCUACAUGGCGACUGACAAGCUGCCCAAAGAGCUGGAGAGCAAGAAGCGCACGGCGCAGUACCUGCAGAAGGUGGUGGCUGAGCCGGCCAUGGGCCAGACAGAGCUGGGAGAGCUGGAGGACAAGAUCCGUGAGAUAAACAUGCAAAUUAACCAGCUGAUUGAAAAGAGAAUGAUGAGGAAUGACCCUAUGGAUGACAAACUCUCCCUCUUCAGACAGCAGGCCUCCAUCAUCGCGCGUAGGAAGGAAGCGAAGGCAGAAGAGCUGCAGGAGGCGCGGGAGGAGCUGGGGGGCUGUGAGAGGGACCUGACGCAGAAGAACAGCCAGGCCCGGGACCUGGAUGGCACAGAGGUCAUCCGAGGAGACGAGUUUAAACGGUUCUUGGGGAAACUGCGGAGCAAGAGCACCGUGUUCAAGAAGAGGAGGCAGGAGAUGGCGGAGCUGAGGGCAGAGUAUGGCAUCCUGCAGAGGACAGAGGAGAUCCUGAAACAGCGCCACGAAGCCGUCCAGCAGCAGCUGCAGUCCAUGGAAGCGAAGAAGGGGAUCUCGGGGUACAGUGACACCCAGGAGGAGCUGGAGAGAGUGUCAGCCAUCAAGAGCGAGCUGGACCAAAUGAAGGGCCGCACCCUGGACGACAUGUCUGAGAUGGUUAAGAAGCUCAACUCUGUGAUCGUGGAGAAGAAGUCUGCUCUGGCUCCAGUUAUUAAGGAGCUGAGGCCUUUGAGACAACAGUGCCAGGAGCUCACACAGGAGUACGAGGAAAAGAAAGCCCAGUAUGACAGCUGUGCCGCGGGAUUGGAGAGUAAUCGGUCCAAACUGGAGCAGGAAGUGAGGGCGCUCAGGGAGGAAAUGGCCCAGGAGGAAAGCCGAUACCACUACAUCAACUGCAUGAGGCAGGUCAUUGAGAUGCAAAUGGAGAGGGCGGCGGAUGAGAUGAAGGCAUACGUGUCUCCUGACCCGCAAGAGAGGAGGAAGGCAAUCAGGGAACAGUACAUGAAGAAUAUCGCAGAGCAAGAGAGUUUGGGAAAGAAGCUGCGGGAGACCCAGAAGGCCGUGCGGGAGAGCCACGGGCCCAACAUGAAGCAGGUGAAGAUGUGGCGCGACCUGGAGCAGCUGAUGGAGUGCAAGAGGCAAUGCUUCAUGAGGGCCCAGAGUCAGGCGUCUAUCGGCCAGGUCAUCCAGGAAGGGGGCGAGGACAGGCUGGUACUAUGAGGGCCAGGCCCCGCGGCCCCACUUUGGGCUCACACCUCUGCAGAGGGCUCUAAACAAGUGUCUUAGGUUUCAGCUCACUGUCACGUGGGAUGUAUUCAGAUACGCUUGUGUAAUUACUGUACUGCACAUUACAAUGCCUAUGUAGGCUUUGAACAGCUGUUUUGAACAGUUGUUCGUUUUAUAAUGUUAACUAUCUUCCUAUCACUUUUUUUGUAUGUCAGACCUUUCUUCCAGCUGCUGUGGGUAAGAAUAAUAUGGCGUUUCCCACAUUAUGCACAAAGAGAAAAACGUCACCGUACAACUGCGUACAAUUUAACCUUUUAUCUUUCCUCAAGAAAAGCCUUUCCGCUGCAGAGAAUGGGGCAGGGGUGCUCGGUGAGGCCAGGGCAGAGAGAACACAUGUUGUAGGAGGUGUUGUGUAGAUAAGAGGGGGGUCCGCUUUCUCUGGCCUGCGGACUUCAAACGAACCCACGGCUUCCAUUCUGACACAUCUUUAAGAAUACUGCUCCUGCCUGUGCAUCUAAAGAUAACGGCCUACAAAGUGUUGCACUUGGGACACUGUUGCUCCCUGUUAUUUUGGGAAACAACAGACAUGACCUUGUGUAGAAGAGCUUGCCAAUUUUGGAAUUCACCCGGACCUCCGCUGUUUCGGGACGAUAAUAUGUUAUAUGUGAGGGGGGCAGUCAUCCUCUGACUGAACAUGAAUAUUCCAUAUUUACAUGCGCUUCUGCUUGUUAUUUUAUUUAUUUGUUUUUAUUAUGGCAUUAGUGCUUACCACCAUUUGGGGCAGUGUCUUUAUUAUUUAAAUGAAUGACUGAAGUCAGACUUCAAUAUAAUUUUAAAUGUAUAUAUUUUUGUGUGAUUUUGUAGUCUUUUGUUGACUAGAUUGCUUUUCUUUCAAAAUAUGCAAUGAGCUGGGAAAAUUGAAGUCACCUACACAUUGGGAAAUGGUCAUUGAAAAAUGGAAUGCUUCACAUGUUUGUGUGCUCCACCUAUGGGUAUGCUAGAAAAAAAAAUUGUUCCAAGUUUACUUUUAUUGUGGUCACUUAACUUUUCCAGUAACAUAAACCUCAAAUCAUCAACUGACAUUUCAUCUCUCGCUAUACAUGCACAUAUUUGAGAUGCCAAACCUAUGAUGGCUAGAGGUAUGAAAGCAUGUGGACUAAGAUGGGACCACUGCAAAGCAAAUAUAGAAUUACCCAUUAGAAUGCUGAUCAAAUGAAAUGGUUUGUUCUUUCGUGUAGGUUGUCAGUAGUUUAAAUGAGCAUUUAUUGCACAUGAUUUUAUUGACUCUAAAUUAUCAUUAAUUAAUGUUUUCCUUUCUAAUUACAGCCCUUAUUUACUCCCUUUGGAAUUGUACAGGAAUUAUUCUGUGAACGCUUAUCUUGAUAGUGGAUUCAUUGCUUGACGUGUGCAUUUUUGUGUGUAAGAAACCUGCAUUGUAAAGCAAAUUUUCUGAUGAGAAAA